UUCACAAUGAAGCCGCACCUCCAGCCUCUUGACUGUUUGCACCUGAGGGUGCAGGUCAACCCUCGGCUGCUCGUCUCCAUCACUUCAACGUUAACAGGAGGGGACAAUGCAUCAAGGCCUAAUGCAUCUGAGCUACUUUGUGCUGUGGCUGCUUUUGGCUCAAUCUUCAGCAGAUUUGCCCAUGUGCAAAGAGUCAGACUAUCACUUUGAGUACACAGAGUGUGACGUGCUUGGGUCACGAUGGAGAGUGGCGGUUCCAAACAAAGCGGAAACAUGCACAGGCCUCCCAGACCCAGUCAAAGGCACCCAGUGCACUUUCUCCUGUAAAGAAGGGGAGUACCUGGACAUGCAGUCACAGCAGUGCAAGAAGUGUUCAGCAGGCACCUACUCUCAUGGCACCAGUGUGGCCUUUGAUGAGUGGGACAGCCUGCCGCCUGGUUUUGUCACCCAUGGGACGAACACAAAUGGCGGGGACAGCCACACUAACUGCUCUAACUCAACAUGGACACCAAAGGGUGAUUACAUUGCCUCAAACACAGAUGAGUGCAGUGCAACCCUGUCCUUUGCUGUCAACCUGAAGAAGCCAGGAUCUGUGUAUUUUGAAUACUUUUACCCUGACAACAGCAUUUACUUUGAGUUCUAUAUUCAGAAUGACCAGUGCCAGUCUACAGACUCUGAGAGCCGGUCGAUGAGAAUUUCUGAGAGCGACUGGAACAGCUAUGGGUUUGAGCUGAGUGUCGGCAACAAUGUUCUGUACUGGAGGACCACCACGUACACACUGCGGGACAGUGCUGUCAAACCUGUGCUGUUAAAAAACAUUUCCAUCUCAGGGGUGGCCUACACAUCAGAGUGUUUCCAUUGUAAACCUGGCACCCACAAUGCAAAAGAAGGAUCUGCUCACUGUACUGCCUGCCCUGCUGAAACAUACUCCCGCAAGGGUGCAACCGUCUGCUACCAAUGCACAAACAACACAUAUUCAGAGGCUGGUUCUGGAAGCUGCAAACCGAGACCUGCAUGUACAAUCAGCGACUACUUCUACACUCAUACUCCCUGUGACUCAGAGGGGAAGACUCAGCUCAUGUACAAGUGGAAUGAGCCAAAGAUCUGCAUUGAGACUGUUAGUGGAGCUGUGAAUUUGCCUGCAUCAGGGGAGAAGAAAACCUGUCCACCGUGUAACCCGGGCUUCUUUGUCACCAACUCUUCCACAUGUGAACCCUGCCUCCAUGGUUUCUACUCAAACGGAACAGUUUGUGCCAAGUGCCCUGUUGGCACGGAGCCAGUGGUGGGUUUCGAGUACAAAUGGUGGAACACUAUGCCGAAUAACAUGAGAACCUCCGUCGGCCGUCAAGCGUUCGGUGACAACGAACAAAAUAGUGCCUGGGAGGUAGCUGGAGAAUAUGUCUACACUACCCCUGGGGAAGAGGACAGGGACUACCUGACACUUUCACUCCAUGUUCCUGGAUACAGGCUGCCUCAGUCUGCGGUCCAAGACGGGGAAACAAGUGAACUGUCCCGCAUUACCUUUGUUUUUGAGACCACGUGCACAGCUGAAUGCAAAUUCUCUUUCCUUGUGGGCUAUGACGAGUGGAGAAAUGAUAUGGUGGAACGGUGGACAGGCAGCAACAGGAAACAGUCAUAUUCUUACCUGAUCCACAGAAACAAGACCAACAGCUUUAUCUGGACUUUUCAAAGGACUGAGGAUAUGAACACGGAAAGGAAAUACAGUGCGGAUGUUGCAAAGAUCUACCUCAUUCACAUCACCAAUGUCAUCGGAGGUGUAGCCUCUCAGUGUCGUCACUGUGCUCUGAAGACGGCUGAGGCUGGCUCCGCCUGCGUCCCCUGCCCACUGGGACACUACAUGGUCCAUGGGACGGGAAGGUGCAUUAGCUGCCCGCCAAACACCAUCAUUAAAGGCAGUCAGGCUGUGGGAGAGGCUGAUUGUGUUCAGUGUGGACCAAACACGAAGAGUAACAAGGCCCACACAGCUUGUCUCAGCAACUGUGCGUUGGACGUGCCGACAAAAUCAGGAGCACGUCUGCACUAUGACUUCUCUCCUCUGGCAAAUGUCACAGGCUUCCACAGCAGCCCCCGCUUCACCAAUAGAGGCCUCAGAUAUUUCCAUCGCUUUAAUUUGAGAUUGUGUGGGAACGAGGGCAGGUUACCAGCAACGUGUGUGGACAAUGUAACGGAGAGCGGCAGAGAGGUCAAGGGUUAUGUCUGUCAGUCCACUGUGUUUCCCUCUGACAUUCGGAGUCAGAGCAUGGUGUCCUCACAGCCGUUCCUUAUUGCUGACUCACUCAUUGGUGUGACAACUGACACAUCUCUGAGCAGCAUCUCCUCUCCAAAGUGGUUAUUCCCCUCAGCGUCUUCCCUGCCAGAUAUCAUCUUCUAUUACAAGUCCAGUGUAACGACACAGGCUUGUAAACAGGGCAGGUCAGCCACAGUGAGGCUGAGAUGCAAUCCUGCGGUGACAAUGAAAGACCUCAUCACUCUGCCUAGUAACUGUUCAGAGGGGACGUGUGAUGGUUGUACAUUCCACUUUCUGUGGGAGAGCCAGCAUGCAUGUCCACUCUGCACCCAAGAACACUACAGAGAGAUUGUCAGCGCCUGCAUCCAAGGAAUACAGAAAACCACCUAUGUGUGGCAGCAGCCUUUGCAGUGUUACGGCGGUGAGUCAUUACCAGCACAAAAAGUCAGUGCCUGUGUGACAAUGGAUUUCUGGCUGAAGUUUGGUGUUUCCAUUGGAACAAUUGCAGCUGUGCUGCUCAUCAGUAUCAGCUGCUAUUUCUGGAAGAAGACACGCAAGUUGCAGUACAAGUACUCUAAACUGAUGAUGACCUCAGAGGGUAAAGAGUGUGAGUUGCCCACUGCAGACAGCUGUGCGAUAAUGGAGGGCGAGGACGCAGAGGAUGACAUUAUGUACCUCACCAAGAAAUCCUUUUUCAAUAAAAUCAAGUCCUUCUCAAGAGAGAGGUCCUCAGAUGGGUUUGACUCAGUUCCACUCAAGUCAUCUUCACUCCUGCAAAGAGAAGAGGAAGACUCUGAUUAUGAUUAAUUCAGAUGGUGAAAAAGUCUUAUCAGAAAGUGCAAAAGUGUUAGACAUCUAUGCAGCUCCAACAGAUGGAGUUGGAAAACAGGGAUUUGCUUCAUUUUAUUUGUUUCUGAAUAUACAUGCUUACUUAGAUCAUUUCAUAUUGAUGUAAGGAGUGUUCAUUUCAUGUAGUAUCACCUUAGGUUUUUUAACCUAAUAUAGCAUUAUAAAGUCUCCAUAUUGGGGAUUUAUUUCAGUGCUUGAAAAACUAAUAAUAUGUGAGAACUGAUGUGUACAUUUUGCAUGAACAUGAUUGUGUGUUUUAUUUUUGCUUGUUCUCUUCUUUUAUUUCUGAACUACAUUUUUAAUCAAACUUUCCAAGGACUUUUAUCUUAUUUGUGUUAAAUAGCUAGAAUUUUCAAAAUCCUUUACUGCUGCACAUAUGAUUAUGAUAUAAAUGUGCUUUGUUUUGAAAAAACAUCAAAAAAUGUAAUAUUAAAGAAUGACCUUUAAUGCUGCCUUCAAGAGAUCUGCAUGAGAUCAUAUCCCAAAGCAUGAAAAUAACUGUAUAUCUUAACAAAAUGUAUGUUGUGUAAACUACUACUACUGUGUGACUACUUUACAUUAUUAUAAGAGCGUGUGUGUGCUUUUGAUUAAAAAGAUAACUUUUGG
Notolabrus celidotus (New Zealand spotty) is the source of this 3703-nucleotide messenger RNA. RefSeq names its product endosome-lysosome associated apoptosis and autophagy regulator 1 (gene elapor1). The transcript is spliced from 22 exons. The coding region runs from base 107 to 3055 and encodes 982 amino acids. Gene Ontology annotation, biological process: autophagosome assembly; positive regulation of vacuole organization. Lineage: Eukaryota; Metazoa; Chordata; Actinopteri; Labriformes; Labridae. The record is from RefSeq and is a predicted model, not a curated record. Gene Ontology annotation, cellular component: extracellular exosome; lysosome; trans-Golgi network.